AUGGAUAAAUAUGGAUUAAAGUCAACUAGGACCAUGCCUGCUGAAGAAGCACUCGGAAUAUUCGUAUAUUUAUGUGCACAAUUUCAAUCUAAUCGUAAUAUGCAAAAUCGCUUUAAACAUUCUGGUGAAACAAUAAGUAGAAAAUUCAAUGAAGUUCUUGAAGCAAUGACAAGAUUUUCUAAAGAUAUUGUAAGACCUUCUGAUCCAAACUUCAAGGAGGUUCCAACUAAGAUACGAAAUAAUUAUAAAUAUUGGCCACAUUUCAAGGAUUGUAUUGGUGCCAUUGACGGAACUCAUAUUCCAUGUGUUGUUUCGGAGGAGGAUAAAAUCCCUUACAUUGGGCGCAAAGGUAACCCUACUCAAAAUGUUUUAGCAAUUUGUGACUUCGACAUGUUAUUUACAUAUUUUGUUGCUGGGUGGCCGGGAUCUGUUCAUGAUAAUCGAAUCUUAAAAGACGCAAUGGAAGACCGCAAGAAAUAUUUCCCUCAUCCACCCGAAGGAAAAUAUUAUGUUGUUGACGCGGGUUAUCCGAAUAUGAAAGGAUUUAUGGCUCCUUUUAAAGGCGAACGAUACCAUGUUCCUGAUUUUCGUCGUUCAACACAACCUCUAAAUGGUUUCUACGAGGUCUUUAAUUAUUCACAUUCGUCAUUGAGAAACGUUAUAGAGAGAACAUUUGGUGUCUGGAAAAAAAGAUGGAGGAUAUUAUCAAUUAUGCCCAGCUUUUCGUUGGAAACUCAAAAGAAACUUGUUGCAGCUACUAUGGCUAAGCAUAACUAUAUAAGAAGACACGCGCUUGAAGAUUUGGAAUUUGAUAAAUGUGAUGCAGAUCCUUAUUACAUACCUAAAGUUGAAGGGGAUGAGGAUAUUGGAGGCAACCCGGUAACUACUCUUGAAGAACAUGAUGGAUCAAUGGAUGAUUUUAGUAUGGAGUCUAUUCGCUACAAUAUUGCAACUUCUCUAAUGAGUCGUGGAUUGUAA
This is a messenger RNA of Chenopodium quinoa (quinoa), 978 nucleotides long. Its product is annotated as putative nuclease HARBI1. The transcript has 2 exons. The record is from RefSeq and is a predicted model, not a curated record. Lineage: Eukaryota; Viridiplantae; Streptophyta; Magnoliopsida; Caryophyllales; Amaranthaceae. Bases 1 to 978 code for a protein of 325 amino acids.